Paramuricea clavata is the source of this 739-nucleotide messenger RNA. The record is from the annotation of a GenBank genome assembly. Lineage: Eukaryota; Metazoa; Cnidaria; Anthozoa; Malacalcyonacea; Plexauridae.
AUGCUGAAUACCUCUAUUCAUUCCAAAACAAGACCUCACUCCAAAACAAAACCUUAUUUUCCAACUUCGAAUGCAAUGUUUACUACCUCUGGCACUUGUUCAUCAGUAACGUUAGAAACAUACAAAUCCACAGCAAACAAAGAGACAAUCACAUCGUCAAAAGUAUACAAAACUAGUAGUGGUAUUGAACCAACGGAAACUUUCCCUAAAAGCAGUAGUGUUACCACAACAAACUAUAUCACACCUCGUUCGCCUCAAGCAAGAGAUCAAAAGAAUGUGGUCACACGCUGGUGGUUCUGGAUGGUUGUGGUAGCGCUGGUACUUUUUGUGAUGGUGGUUGUCAUGGUGAUACUGAAGUACAAAAAAAGGUAAUCAAUGAAACUUAACUUAUGAGAUCACCAACCUACACACGUAUCAUGCAAUCACCCUAACCAAUCAGAAUGGGGCCAUUCAACAAUUACGUCAUCAAAUUGUGGGCUCUUUUUAGCCCCUCUGUGGUCUGGCUACGAUGAUGACGUAAUUGUUGAAUGAAUGGCCUCAAUUCUGUGGCCAACCACAGUCCACUUAACCAUUGACCUAAGGGAAAAGUACGUUCAAUCUUAUACAAUCCUUUUUCUACUUCAUCAGGGGAUCUAAAAUUGUCAUAACCAAGUCUACAUCAACAUACGAUGCUGGAAUCGUAGUAGAAAACCACGCUGAUGGAAACGACGUUCUAAACUUGACAAUUAUAAGGCAAUAA